Molecule: messenger RNA, 1329 nt
Organism: Ixodes scapularis (black-legged tick)
Lineage: Eukaryota; Metazoa; Arthropoda; Arachnida; Ixodida; Ixodidae
Product: venom serine carboxypeptidase
Exons: 4
Coding region: 1-1329 (442 amino acids)
Biological process (GO): proteolysis
Molecular function (GO): serine-type carboxypeptidase activity
Source: RefSeq, a predicted model, not a curated record
AUGCGUUGCCAGGGCUCCUCGAUUUCCGACAUCUUCGGCCCGGGCGAGCCCCUCUACCUGACCCCGCUGAUCGAGAAAAACCAGCUGGACAAGGCGAGAGCCCUGAGCCGCGUGGGCACCCUGGGCCUCGUCCGGGACGUGCCCAGUUACUCGGGAUUUCUGACCGUGAACCCCAGCUUGGGCAGCAACAUCUUCUUCUGGUUCUUCCCUGCCAUGGAAAACCCCCAGACUGCUCCUGUGCUCCUGUGGCUACAGGGUGGACCUGGCAGCUCAUCCAUGUUCGGCCUGUUCGUAGAACACGGGCCAUACACGAUAGCUAAAGGAGGAAUUCCGCAGUUGCGACAGGUCACGUGGGCCCGGCGCUACUCCAUGCUCUACAUUGACAACCCUGUGGGCACGGGCUUUAGUUUCACUCAGCGGGACGAGGGAUACACUCGGAACGAGACCGACGUUGGCCGAGACCUGUUCGAAGCGUUGCAGCAGUUCUUCACCCUCUUCCCCGAAUACGUUGGCAACGCAUUCUACGCCACUGGGGAGUCGUAUGCGGGCAAAUACGUCCCCACUAUUGGGCACGCCAUCGACACCGCCGUCCAGCCUCGAGUCCAGAUCAACCUCAAGGGAAUUGCUAUCGGCAACGCUGACAUUGACCCCCUUACAAUGAUGGGCUACGCAGAUUACAUUUACGAAAUUGGCCUGGUCGACAGAAACCAAGCGGCCGUAUUACGAGAGAAAACCGACGCCGCCAUCAACCUGAUCAAGCAAGGACGUUACCUGGAAGCAAACGAUGUCGUCGCUCCUAUCUUUGACGGUAGCCCGAGCAUCUAUAACAAUUUAACAGGCUUUACAAACUAUUUCAACUACCUACUCACCAAAGAGCCUGAGGACCAGCGGUACUACAUUCCCUUUAUUCAGACAACACGAGUGCGGAAGGCGAUCCACGUUGGGAGCCUCCCUUUCUACGACUUUAACCCCACGGUGUAUGAUAACUUCAAUGGCGAUAAGAUGGUGUCUGCGAAACCCUGGUUUACUUCCUUGCUGGAGAAGUACAAGGUUCUCCUGUACAGCGGUCAGCUGGAUAUAAUCCUUGCUUACCCUUAUACCGAGAGCUUCCUCGCCUCUGUGAACUGGACCGGGGCAAGUGCGCUUGCGGCUGUCUCACGACAGAUCUGGAGGACUCCGGGAGGAACUGACAUCUACGGAUACGUGAGACAGGUAGCCAACUUCACCGAGGUCUUGGUUCGAAACGGAGGACACAUUCUGCCUUACGACCAACCCGAGGCGGCCUACGACAUGAUAACGAGGUUUAUCGAUGGCAAGCCCUUCGUUUGA